Ogataea angusta is the source of this 453-nucleotide messenger RNA. RefSeq lists its product as uncharacterized. NCBI's taxonomy places the organism in Eukaryota, Fungi, Ascomycota, Pichiomycetes, Pichiales, Pichiaceae. The coding region runs from base 1 to 453 and encodes 150 amino acids. The transcript has a single exon. Gene Ontology annotation, biological process: regulation of translational initiation. Gene Ontology annotation, cellular component: cytoplasm. The record is from RefSeq and is a predicted model, not a curated record.
AUGACUAGCUCCUGGAUUUCGUCGCCGGUCGAAAAUAUCCAGAAAGACAGGUUUCAAGGCUGGUGUGUUCCGAUAGCGUCGAAAAAUGAUAUUCCUUCGCUGAUAACGCAACUGCACAAGGACAACCCCAGCAUCAGGAAAGCUACCCAUCCUGCCAUGUUCGCCUGGAGGACAGCUACAACGGCACCUAAACCACCGCACAUAGCAAAGCUUGAUCAGGGGAAAAACGACAACGGGGAGAAGGGUGCGGGAGAACGACUCGUGGCCAUUCUUAACGACUUCAAGCUACUCAACGUGCUGGUGUUGGUGGUAAGAUGGCACAACGGCCCUAACCUGGGCAGCAAACGAUUCAGAGUGAUCAGCAAGUGCGGCACACAGGCACUGCUACGCGCAGGAUGGCUACAACCAAAACCCAAGCUGUUCAGGGACGUGAAAACGCAUCUUAUUAUCUAA